CGCCUUUAAGAAGGUGCGUUCAGGGUGUGUCAGUGGUUCAAAGGUUCCGGUUCAAUUUGCUCCAGUAAACGAAAGAAAAAAAACCAGAAAAGCCGCGGUGUCCUUUUUUUUAAUCCGCAGACGGUUGGUGGGAGAGCGGGGCCAGUGAAGGCAGCAUGGUGAGGUGUCAGGUGGACUGGGUGGGACACAGCAUGUAAACUGGUCAGACUGGUCGGGCUGGGACACUUUUCUCCUUAAAGUACAUGAAGCCGCGCGGAGGCUGCUGAUGAUGACGACGACCGUCCGGCUGCUCGGCUUGUUUGUGUGCGCUACAGUCUUGGUUCGGGCCGACGAGUCUGCUACGACGACGUCCGUCACCGCCUGGCUGCGCGACGCCGUGCGACUUCCGUGUUACGUCGACGGCCACGUGACGCCGUCGCAGACCGCGUGGUGGAAGGACGGGCAGGACGUGUCCGUGGACGUCCUCGACAGUGCCGCCGCGGACGUCAGACCUCGCGUGGGCUUGCUGGAGGACGGCAGUCUGGACUUCCGGUGGGUGCGCGAGGGGGACGAAGGGGACUACCUGUGCAGCGCCCAGCUUCCGGGCAACGUCACGUGGCGCGCACGCGUCCUGCUGAAGGUGGCGAGCGGGCCAGCAAACCUGUCCGUGUCCAUCAACCCCGCCACCGUCCUGUCCAACGGGACGCUGGUCACGUACCGCGGCUCCACCGUCUCCUUCCACUGCGUCGCCGAUUCUUACCCGUCCCAGCAGAUGAACUGGACCUUCAGAGGGGCGGCGGACGAGAACCACUUGAUGGCGUCGGCCCAGGCUCCCUGGCUGGACUUCAGGAUAAAGGACGUGCAGCCUGCCGCUCAGGGGGUCUACAGCUGCUCGGCCAACAACACCGUCAGCCACCACGCCGCCAACAAGAGCGCCGAGCUGCUGGUUUACUACGUUCCAGACAGGCACCCUGAGUGCACCUGGGUUCAGUCCCAGGACCCCACGGAGGUGCACUUCAGCUGCAGCUGGGAGGGAUCGUACCCGGCGCCCACGCUGCAGUGGGCCGAGGAACAAGGCGACCAGGGGACUCGGCGCGUCUUCGCCUCCGAGGUGACGGACGGCCUGACGGUGGCGCUAAACCGCUCGCUGCUUUUCGGUGGGCAGACCAUCAAGUGCUUGGCGCAGCACCUGGCGCUCGCUCCUGGGCAGGAACGCUCCUGUUCCUUUUUGCUCAAGCCGCCGUAUCCCGAAGGCGAGCCGCUGGCCUCGGCUCAGGAGGGGAGCAACGUCACGCUCACCUGCACGGAGUCCACGUCCGCCCCGCCGGCCAAAACCACCUGGAGGCGGGGCCGGGAGCACGUGGAGAUCGUCGCCGGCGCCAAGUACUUCCUGUCCGUGGACGGCCCCACCUACCGGCUGACCAUCGCCAACGUCAGCAAGGACGACGAGGGCGUCUACUUCUGCCGCAGCGAGAACCCGCUGGCCGUGUUCGAGCUGGAGGUCUACCUUACUGUGAGAGCUUCCUUGGCUUACACGGGCGCCGUCAUCGGCGUGUUCAUCGCCGCUCUUAUCGUGGCCUCUGCCAUCGUCGUGGCCAAAGUGGUUUACUCCAACCGGCACCGAGUCUGCCUAGGAGGAGCCUUUGGGCGCCCGGGCGACAACGUAGGUGACGUGCUCAGCCUGGUGGAGUCGGACGAUGAGCUCUUCAACGCCCCCGCUCCUCGACUCCCACCGCUGACGCCGGCGAAUCAAACCACCAUGGUCCAGAUCCACCACAUCCCAUCCGGCGAGCAGGAGGACACAGGGACGACGGCCCAGACGCAAGAAGAAGAUCAAGAAAAAUUGAGAGAGGAGCUACCGGAUCUUGUAACAUUUUAGGUGUCUGCCGCUUUUUCUUUUCAUUAUAGUUGAACAUUGACCUCCAACAGAAAUGUGAAGGAUGUUUUUAUAAGGCCGUUACCAAGGUAACUAUUUGUUUCUUUGGUGUGGAGUGACCCAAGUGCCCUUACGUCACCACUCUUGACGCUUUAGAAUGCGACUCGACCGGAAAAGUGGGAGGGGCCGGAUGUCGCCCUCGCCAGUCAGCGAGACGCCGACCAGCCUCACGUAUCGUCUUAAACAAAAAUACAGAAAAAUGUUCAUUGUAUAUAUUUGACAAUUAGAAUUUGCUGUUGAAAUGAUUACUUUUAAAGAGGAUUUAAAUUGUUCUGUAAUAGCUGUAUGAUGUAAUCACAUGUCAAUG
Molecule: messenger RNA, 2222 nt
Organism: Nerophis lumbriciformis (worm pipefish)
Lineage: Eukaryota; Metazoa; Chordata; Actinopteri; Syngnathiformes; Syngnathidae
Product: V-set and immunoglobulin domain-containing protein 10-like
Biological process (GO): cell-cell adhesion; synapse assembly
Cellular component (GO): plasma membrane; cell-cell junction
Molecular function (GO): cell adhesion molecule binding
Source: RefSeq, a predicted model, not a curated record